Molecule: messenger RNA, 2205 nt
Organism: Mesorhabditis belari
Lineage: Eukaryota; Metazoa; Nematoda; Chromadorea; Rhabditida; Rhabditidae
Source: the annotation of a GenBank genome assembly
AUGAGUGCUUUUGUCGAUGAGACAUCCAUCACUUAUGCACCCAAAUAUCUUGGACCGCCGUUACUGGAUGGAGGAGCCGCGAUCAAGAUUACGGAUGAAGAUCGAGUGAUGCCAUCGGGACGGAGAAUCGUUCAUGUCGACUAUCCGACAAUUACCACAAUCACUGAAGAUGGAGAAUUUUUGUUAUUAGGCUACCACGAGCCGCCAAGUACCGAUCUCUCGUUGGGUCUCUUUCAAACAAAAUUCCCCUCAACGCCGACAAUGCCAUCGAUCGAUUAUGUGCCGAUAAAUUCACAAAAACAAAUCGACAAUGAAAAUCAUAAGUCAACGAAUUCUGGAGUACAUUCUUUAAAUGAUGAAUCGUUGGCGAUUAUGUUAUUCCAUAUUUAUGAGAAAUAUCCGAAUUCAUUCUAUUUAUCGGUGAUUACAAUCAUCUUUCUGAUCAUCACAACUGUUUGGUUGUGCGGACGACAGUCAGCCGUGGCAAUGAUACAACAAAACGAGGCGAGAAGUGCACAGACAUCAAGAAAUUCAAACAAUCCACGCGGAUGGUUUAAUGCAAAAAGUGAUGAUGUGCCGAAUGGCUGGUUUGCCGUGGGAAAAGUUCACUAUAAUCCACAACAAAUUUUGGGUCGAGGCUGUGAAGGGACCGUUGUUUACAAGGGUAAAUUCGACAGUCGAGAUGUGGCCGUGAAAAGGGUUGUCUCGGAAUUCAUUCGAUCAGUUGACAGAGAAGUCGAUCAUUUAAGAGAAAGUGACACUCAUCCACAUGUCAUCCGAUACUUUUGCAAGGAAUCAGACAGUCAAUUUUGGUAUCUUGCUCUUGAAUUGUGCAUCGCAUCUCUCAAUGAUUACGUUGAACAAAAAGCCGUCAGACAACAGAUUGAUGUACCUGUAAAGGAGUUAUUGAGACAAGCAAGUGAUGGUCUUGCCCAUCUCCAUUCGAUCAACAUUGUUCACCGCGAUAUGAAACCACAAAACGUGCUUUUAUCUGUGGCAAAUUCAAAGGGACAGGUUCGAGCUGUGAUCUCAGAUUUUGGUUUAUGCAAAAGGGUGAGACCUGGAAGGAAUAGUCUGUCGCAAAGAAGUGGAAUGGCUGGAACGGAUGGAUGGAUUGCACCCGAAGCUCUAUUUGAGAAGAGUACGUCCUAUCCAGUAGAUGUCUUCUCACUUGGUUGCAUCUUUUAUUAUGUUCUUUCUGGUGGUUCACAUCCAUUUGGAGAUGCGUUUCAACGACAAAUGAAUAUCAUGAAUGGAAAAGCAAUCUUUAAACAUUUAGAAGAAGAUAAAAGCAAUCACGAGGCGAUUUCUCUUAUCUCUCAAAUGAUUCAUUUGGAUGCUUCAUCUCGUCCUUCAGCUCAAUCGGUUCUUCUUCAUCCAAUGUUUUGGUCUUCCGAUAAGAAAUUACAAUUCUUUGGGGAUGUUUCGGAUCGAGUCGAAAAAGAAGAAGAUCAAGCUCCAGUCGUGCAAAGAUUGGAAACAAAUGCGAAAGCAGUUGUAGGAGGAAAUUGGCGAAAUCAUAUUUGUUCGGCGCUUGCUGAAGAUUUACGUAAAUUUCGCACCUACAAGGGUCACUCGGUGAGGGAUUUGCUCAGAGCGAUGCGAAAUAAAAAACACCAUUACAGAGAACUUCCAAAAGAGGUUCGUGAUUCACUAGGCGACAUUCCUGAGCAUUUUGUGCAGUAUUUUACCUCAAGAUAUCCAUUGCUACUUCUCCAUUCAUACGAUGCACUCAAAUGGUGUUCACAAGAACCGGUAUUCUGGAGUUAUUAUUCGGAUCAUACACGAGAAACAAUGGCUCCAGAAAUCAAAAGAGUUGAAGAAGAAAGGAGGCAAGAAAAAGAAGAAAGGGAUACAGCUGAGGUUUGGCGACGUGGAAUGGCUGUGAAAAAGAUUGAGACAACAAUGAUGACAUUAGUAAAUCAACCAACAACAAUAAAUAAUGAUCAAAGUAUGAAUGAAAGAAUGUUUGAUGAGGAAGAGAUAUCACUGACAACAAUGACAACGACAAAGCCAACGACAAGUCAAGUGAUUGAACCACCGCCUGGCUUUGAAGAUGUUGUACCAACAGAAAUUAAGGAAGAGGAUCAUUUGCAUGAAUUGAUUCUUCAACAAGUUUCUCUAGAGGAAACGGUUACAAAUGAAUCACAAAUGAUUGACGAUUUUCAGUUCGGAAAAGCACGAAAGAAAAAGAAGCAAAGGAAA